Phalaenopsis equestris is the source of this 1510-nucleotide messenger RNA. RefSeq names its product BTB/POZ domain-containing protein At2g24240-like. Gene Ontology annotation, biological process: protein homooligomerization. Gene Ontology annotation, molecular function: protein binding. The transcript has a single exon. Bases 1 to 1326 code for a protein of 441 amino acids. The record is from RefSeq and is a predicted model, not a curated record. Lineage: Eukaryota; Viridiplantae; Streptophyta; Magnoliopsida; Asparagales; Orchidaceae.
AUGGCGAACGCGAUCGACCGCAUCCGCUUCAACGUCGGCGGCAAGAUCUUCGAAACCACAACCACCACUCUCGCAAACGCCGGCCGAAACUCCAUGCUCGGCGCCCUCCUCGAUGAAAACUGGAAUCUUUUCUCCUCCGCCGGCGAGUACUUCAUCGACCGCAAUCCGGCUUGCUUCGGCGUCCUUCUCGACCUCCUCCGCACAGGCGAACUCCACAUCCCUCCCAUCAUGCCCAAAAAACUUCUCUACCGCGAGGCCCUCUUCUACGGUCUCCUCGACCACGUCCGCUCCGCCCGUUGGGGUCCCUUCGACGGCAACCGCCUCCACCUCUCCUCCUCCGUCGCCGGCCGCGCUCCUGGAGACCCCACCGCCGUCCGCGCCAGCCCCGACGGCGGCUGCUGCAUCGCUCACGGCACCCUCGCCCAUCUCUACGACUGGAUGCUCGACCAACACAACCCCAUCAACCUCGACUACCAACAAAUCAACGAUGUCGGCUACAUCGACACUGAUACAAUCGUCCUAACCGCCCGCCAACCCCCAGGCCGCGCCGGCGGCGGCAUGGGCCUCUUCUCCCCCUCCUCAGGCGAACUCCGCCACCGCUUCCCCGUCUCACACGACAAUAAAGUUAAAUCCUUUACCGCCGGAGCUCUCUGUUUCAGCAAUCCCGGCUACAAAAUUUUCGCCAGCUGCAAGGGAAGAUGCAACGAGUCCGGCAUCGGAGUUUGGGAUCAAAUCACCGGAAACCAGUCGGAUUUUUUCUACCAACCACCUGGAUGCUCCUUCGGGGACGCCGAUAAGCUUCAGUGGAUUGAAGGAGAUAACUUUUUGAUGGUGGCCACAUUGUUUCCACGAACAGAUAACUGUUUCAUCGGAGUAUUGGAUUUCAGAGAGAAGAACAUGGUUUGGUCAUGGACUGAUGAAAGAACAAUGGCGGCGGCUGCUUCUCUGGAUGAGAAGAGAGUACUCCACGCCAUUGUGAUGGAAGACAACCGUUCGAUCUGUGUGGUGAACCAGUACGAGGAUUUGGGGUUUUUGGACUUGAGGAGGAAUGGAGGAGGGGUGAGGUGGAGUUCAAGGAGCAAGCUUAUGAAGGGGAAGGUUAGAGGAGAAGAGAGCUGUUACCCGAAGCUCGUGAUGCACAGAGGACAGUUGUUCUCGUCGAUGAACGAUGUUAUAUCUGUGUUCUGUGGACCGGAGUGGGUGUUGACGACGACGUUGGGGACGAAUUACGGCGGUCCGAUCUGCGAUAUUUCGAUCGGCGGCGAUAGGUUGUUUGCUCUGCAUAGUGAGACGAAUGUGUUCGAUAUAUGGGAGACUCCUGCUUAGCAAAUUGAGGUAGAAUCGUGUAUCUACAGAAUGGCUGCUAAAGCUGAUUGUUUUAAGAACACAUUCGUUUGAAAUUGUCGUAAAAAUUUGAAAUUUGGUUUUGUAUUUUGUUUUAUGUAGUUUGAUUUUGUGGUGAGGUUUAGCUGAUGAACAAAGAAGAUACAGCAGCAGUGUUAAUGGAAAG